UCUGGACAGAUCACAAGUAGUUCAUCUGAAGAAAAGAAGUCAGAUCAAGUGUUACAAAUCCUCAGCACAAUGAAAUCAGUGGCAAUUAUUCUACUUGUCAUUUUCCUAAUCUCUGAAUCCAGAGCUUACAAGAAGGACGACAGCUAUGAGGAAGAGGAUGGCAAAAAAUUCGGAGGUCAUCAUCAUCAUUCUCAUGGUCACAAGGGGCAUAAAGGACACAAAGAAGAUCAUCAUUUUGAUAAAGGUGAAAAGAAGAAAUACGGAGAGGACGAUCACAAACACCACUACGAAGAGGAGGGCGGAAGUAAGAAGAAACACUCCGAGGAGGAAGAGAAAUACAGUGAGCAUCAUGAAUCAGGCAAAGGAAGUAAAGGCGGAAAACAUGGUCACAAGAAGGGACAUAAGAAAGGUUCUAAAACCACAGGCUUCCAUAAGAAAGCCCACAAGGAUGAGUACCAUAAGGAAAGCAAAUUCUAUGAUGACGAGCACAAGGGAGGACAUCAUAAGAAGCACGGCAAGGAACAUGAGCAUCAUCACAAGGAAGAGGGCGGUCAUAAGAAAGGAGGACAUCAUGAAUCAGGACAUAAGAAAGGCCAUAAGGACGAUAAGGGACACUAUGAUAAAGGACAUUUUGAUGAUGAUCAUCAUGGCCAUGAGAAAAAGCAUGGUCAUGAUAAUCACUUUGAUCACUUUGAGGAUUAUGGAAAGAAGGGAGGUAAGAAGGAAGAACAUUCACAUGGAUUUAAAGUGAGCGGUCGUCAUCAUCACUAAACCAUGUGGCUGUGGUAACCACAAACAAAUAAAUACUGGGGAAUAUAUUACCCAUAAAUAGUUAGUGUUACUUUCAAAUAUACACAAAUAAGAAAUAAAUAUAGUUUGGAAUCA
Molecule: messenger RNA, 885 nt
Organism: Hermetia illucens (black soldier fly)
Lineage: Eukaryota; Metazoa; Arthropoda; Insecta; Diptera; Stratiomyidae
Product: histidine-rich glycoprotein
Exons: 1
Coding region: 70-771 (233 amino acids)
Source: RefSeq, a predicted model, not a curated record